This is a messenger RNA of Cuscuta campestris, 2702 nucleotides long. The record is from the annotation of a GenBank genome assembly. NCBI's taxonomy places the organism in Eukaryota, Viridiplantae, Streptophyta, Magnoliopsida, Solanales, Convolvulaceae.
GGAUGAAGAUAUGGAAACCACCCCUUCAAUCGACGUGGAUUUUGGACAUGUCCGGUAAUCGACGGUCAGAUUUGUCAAUUAAGGAUGAAAUUGGACCGUCCGAUUGCAGCGAAAAUUGGAUGGAAUUUGCAUUCAAUUUGCAUCCUUUUUUUAUAUAUAUAAUAGAUUUUCGAUAACGCCAUAACACACAGCGGGACUGCAAAAUUUUUAGUCAGCCUCGAAAAUAUCCAUUGAAGGAUAAACAAUAUUUAGUCAGCCGGCCGAUUAUAUCCCAAUUUUUUUCAGGGCCUCAACCUCAAAUGGCGGUAAAAAAUCCCAAUCACUUCUUCGGAUUUGAGCCCAAAAGGGAUACAUAUGUAUUUACUGUGAGGCCUCAACACCAGAGAGUAUGCCAAUAUCAAUAAGGUACGGGUAAUUGUUUAUCGCACCAUUGCACACUACAAAUACCAUCAGCAGAUUGAAAGGAUUAUGGCAUUUGAUAUUGAAUUGGGAGAAGGCAUCAGCGAGAAUGAUACUCUAUAUGAUGAAAAUUUUUAACAAUUGUGUAAAAUAUUCAUUUCUUUAUUCUCAUAACCAAGGAAAAUAUCAAACAAGUUAUGCUGUUUAUUCACAACCAUAUCAUGCUUUCACCAUGCAUGCUUUAGUGCCUAAAUUAAUUUCACAUAUAUGUGUUAGGACAAGGAAGCAAAAAGGUCACAUAAGUGGAAUAGUUUUCUUAACAGCCAAGAAUUAUCUGUUCAACAACUUCAUUGCCAAGAGGUCUGCAAGACUGAUGAUUCUGAAACAAGAAACCAUAUAAGUGCCUGCGAUAAUGUGGUCGGUGAGACUGGUGAUUUAUAUAGAGAGAAGCCACUUCCUGACAUUCAUACAAAAAAUCUUCUUGAGAAAGAGACGUCAACUGUCAUACAAUCAAAACCCAGGGAGGUGAAGACAUGGACUGACAUUAGAUCAUCUCUUUCUGCUAUUGAAACUAUGAUGGCAUUUCGUGUGAAGAACAAAAACUAUGUGAAAGACAUGAAGUUAGCAUCUUCUCAUGAUCAACUUCUGCCAAUUGGGGAGUCAAAACCUCUGAGGGAAGAAUAUGAGGACAAGAAUGAUGAAAGCAAUAGUGUGAUAUUGGAUGACAGUUCAAGGUCAGCUGCUAAAGGAUGUACUCCAGGUGAUAGAGGUCAAGUAGAACCUUCUAUGCCUUGGAAGGAUGAACUUGAGCAACUUGUUCAUAGAGGAGUACGUACUAAGAGAUCUCCGGGGAGAUGUGCUUUUGUCAUUUUGUGACAAGUCUAUAGUUAUAAGGGUUUUUAUAAAAUUUAUCUCUAACAUUAAGAUGGUAUGAAACAAUUUAGGUUUGGCAAGCCUUUGUGGGUGUCAAGGCACGCCGGGUUGAGAGAUAUUACCAGGACUUGACCAUCACUGAAAAUGAUGUUGGUCCUUGCCCGAAGAAUGACACACCAUUGAUAGACAACAAUAGCAAGGGAUCCAAUAGCUGAUGUGUUAGAAAAAUGUAGGUAGCAGAUUGAGAAGGUCGUUAGAUGCAUGAGCCCUGGAAUUUAUCGUACAAUCUUUUUAAUUUGUAGGUGAUACUUCUUUUUAGGAUCCAUGGUGGUCAUUAAAGAAUGCUACUCAUUGCUUUGCAAUUUGCAUUAUCGUGCUUUACAAUUAUAUGCUUCCAAUGUUCUAAUAUUCCAAAAUGGUCAGUUAUCCCAAUGGAGGUGGUUUUACUCAGUUGCAUUAAAAGAGUGAGGCUAGUUUGUACACACUCACUGUCAAGUGGUCAAGAAACCCUUCUGUUUCAUUAUUAGCAUCUGUUCCAUGUCUCGCAGGAUCUGCCUCGGACUUUUCCCGGACAUCCUGCAUUGAAUGAGAAUGGACGAAAUUCCCUAAGGCGCUUACUUCUGGCCCGACACAACCCAUCAGUUGGGUAUUGCCAGGUAAUUUUUAGCUUAGUUUUUCAAUUCAAACUCUGCAGGAUUUUUUUGGAUUUUUAAAAGUCAGUGGGGCCAAAAUUCCUUACACAAAAAUCAGGGAAUAUCUCCUCUUAAACCCCACAGUUCCCCACCUUUGACCAUUGUACUAAAGGCCGAACAACACCCCAGAAUAAGCUAAAGGAAAUCUUCUUCCUAAGUCGUGAAUUCACUCCACUAAAAGAAGAUAAUAAAUAAGACAUUGUUCCUGAUUUUUGAGAGUGAAAUAUAGGAAGCUUCAUUGUGUAUUUCCCUUCCCUUUGCUAUGUAUAUAUACGGCCCUAUGGCCUUUGUAAUCACCAUCUUAUGUUUGAAUAAGAAAAAACCUUUGUUUACUCUUUGAAUAGCAAUUUAAAAUAGUGUGAUACUAUUUUAGCCCAAAUUCCUAAUUCUAUAUCUUAAGAGUGGUUCUCUUAAGUGUGAGUUUUAGGUUCUAGUUAUUUAAUUGAGUGUGUAAUAUCUUGAUUAAAUACUAGAGUUUAACCCCAAGUUAAUCUAGAGGUGAGUUUACCCUUUAGUAUUAAUUUGGCUCCAAAUUAAGAUAAGAGUGUGUUUAUCUCUUAUUCCUAAUUUGGAAUUUAUCCCAUCAUUUCUAAAUCCACCUUUCUCUCCUGAUUUUCCACUCUUCUUCAUAAUACUUAAAACCCAAAAAGAACUCCUGCCACAUCUCCAUAAUUUCGUCCAACCCAUUUCCCUUCAAUAUUCCACAAUUCCAUCUCUAAAAAAAGCAACUUGAUCAUA